Marmota flaviventris (yellow-bellied marmot) is the source of this 1104-nucleotide messenger RNA. RefSeq names its product pentraxin 3 (gene Ptx3). Lineage: Eukaryota; Metazoa; Chordata; Mammalia; Rodentia; Sciuridae. Gene Ontology annotation, biological process: innate immune response; host-mediated suppression of viral proces. Gene Ontology annotation, molecular function: complement component C1q complex binding. The record is from RefSeq and is a predicted model, not a curated record.
AUGCAUCUCCCUGUGGUUCUGCUUUGCGCCGUCUGCGCUGCAGCGUUGGCCGAGAACUCGGAUGAUUAUGAUCUCAUGUAUGUGAACAUGGAGAACGAAAUAUUCAACGGACUCCACCCCACUGAGGACCCCACGCCGUGCGACUGCAGCCGGGAGCACUCGGAGUGGGACAAGCUGUUCAUCAUGCUGGAGAACUCGCAGAUGCGCGAGGGCAUGCUGCUGCAGGCCACCGACGACUUGCUGCGCGGCGAGCUGCAGAGGCUGCGCGCGGAGCUGGGCCGGCUGGCCGGAGGCCUGGCGCGGCCGUGCCCCGCGGAGGCCCGGCUGGAGGGCGCGCUGGAUGAGCUGCUACAGGCGAGCCGCGACGCUGGCCGCAGGCUGGCGCGCCUGGAGGGCGCAGAGGCGCCGGGCGCACUGCUGGAGGAGCUGCGGCGGACGCAGGCCGAGCUGCGCGCCCUGCAGGGCUGGGCGGCCGGGCGCUGGCUGCCGGCAGGCUGUGAAACGGCGCUUUUAUUCCCCAUGCGUUCCAAGAAGAUCUUUGGAAGCGUGCACCCCGUGAGACCCAUGACGCUCGAGUCCCUCAGUGUGUGCAUCUGGGUCAAAGCCACAGAGGUACUGAACAAGACCGUGCUGUUCUCCUACGGCACCAAGAGGAGUCCCUACGAGAUCCAGCUGUACCUCAGCCCUGGGUCCACAGCGUUUGUGGUGGGCGGAGAGGAGAACACGCUGGUGGCCGACACCGCGGUCUCCCCGGGCAGGUGGACCCACCUGUGCGGCACCUGGACUUCCGCAGAUGGACGCGCGUCACUGUGGGUGGACGGCGAGCUGGUGGCAGCUGCGGCGGGGAAGGCCAGGGGCCACGUGGUCCCCGAGGGCGGCGCGCUGCAGCUGGGCCAGGAGAAGAACGGCUGCUGUGCCGGCGGCUUCGACGAGGCCCGGGCCUUUGCGGGCAGAGCGACGGCCUUGAACUUGUGGGACCGCGCGCUGCGCCCGGAGGAGGUGGCCGAGGCCGCGGGGCCCGAGUCCUGCAGCCGCCGGGGUAACGUGGUCGGGUGGGGCGUCACCGAGGUCCAGCCGCAUGGCGGGGCGCAGUACGUCUCCUAG